UGUAUUUUUGGGUCCAAUAGUGUGCACCACACACGCAAACACAUUUCUGAAUCACAUUUUCUUUCUUCAUUGAAAAAAAAAAAAAAUGUGUCCUCUGAGGUUCAUUCUGAUAUUCCUGUCGGCAACCCUCGCCGGAUUCUUCGUCAUCAGAAACCUCAGAUCUCAGCCUCAGAUCGACGACGGUGACGGAACUGUUCUCACCAACCCCAAAAUCUCAGACUCUUCCGACCCUUCCUUGAAUGGAACUUCCAAGGUUCGCGCUGCUUUGGAGUCUGGGUUCUGGACCUUCGUGGACAUGGCGAGUGGGCGUUAUCUUUGGAGGCAUUUGAAGAGAUCGUGAUGGUUGAUGUGAUUGUUGUGUGUUAUCCACUUACCCUUGUUCAGUUCCAUGAUCCCUGUGGACCCAAAUUGGGUGAUUGAACGUUGCCUCGGAUAUUGUAAUUUUUAGGGUCAAUUUGGAUGCUGUGUAUCAUAGAUGUUGUUGUUCAUAGUGUUGGUGUUCUUGUUGGUUUUUGAAGGGUGUAGCAUGGUUUUGAAUUGCGGCCGCAGCAUAAUGGUUUUGUCGGUUCACUGCAAAUGCAAUUUAGGACCAUGGGUAUAAGUGUAAUAACUGGAAUGAUAAUGAAGAUUAAUGAAGCCUAUUUUCUUGAAAUAUCAUCA
Messenger RNA from Cajanus cajan (pigeon pea), 660 nucleotides. Its product is annotated as Methyltransferase-related protein. The record is from RefSeq and is a predicted model, not a curated record. NCBI's taxonomy places the organism in Eukaryota, Viridiplantae, Streptophyta, Magnoliopsida, Fabales, Fabaceae.